UUUUGGAAUAGCAGUUCUCGUAAAAAUGGGACUUAGUGAUAAUUGUGUACUUCUAUGUAUUCUUAUACCUGCUAUGCAAUGUGGGAAAUAUACUGACGUGACACGUUUGAGAGGAGACCUUGACGCAUUUCUUGCAAACAAUUCGGGCCUGCAGUUACUCCUUGGCAAUUUCCUUACAGAACCCUCGCCUCGAAAACAGGUCUUCAGGAGCAACCACUUCAAUAAACUCCUCAUGCUGAAGUCUGCUGUUGCAGAAAUUUUAAAGGAGCACGACGCUAUUGCCCAUAAAUAUAUGCCUUAUUUUACUAGCCAACACUACUUAAAGAGAGACGAAACGAGUUUUCAAGGAAGCCAACGUUUCGUUAAUGUUUUGAAAACAAACUUUGGGGACUUUGGUAACACAGCGCAUUUUGAUGGACAUCAAAGAAAGAAAUACCAGCGUAACUUCUCCUAUAAUACUUCAGUUCAAAAGAUUGACUGGCAGCCAACUGCAAAUCAUCUAUUUCAGAAGCUUGCUUUGUCUGUGAUAUUUAGCUUUUUGGCUAAACACAAUGCAACUGCACCGAGUUCCACAACUGUUCCAAGUUUGAACCCUGUCUCCCGACCAUAUCUGUUUUCACGCUUGAUUAAACGGGUCGAUCCAGUGAAAGCUGAUAUAGAAUUGAUGAUUGUCGUUGACCGAUCCAUUUAUAUGCGAUAUCUUUCAAAUAGUGGUUAUUCUGCUGAAAUUGCAAAAUCCAAAUUGUACCAGUACCUUAGUAUUCUCAUAGAAUUGGUCAACCAGAGAUUUGAAAAUAUUCAAGACACUGGUUUCUCUAUUCGUGUUCACGUCUGUGAUAUACUUACUGCAAAGACGCGACGUGAGAUAGCCUGGUUCGAAGGCAUGACUCGCUGGUCGGAGACGUCUGGAAAUCAUGUGGUUAGCGCUACCAGGGCGUUGAAAAGGUUUCAAAGAUGGCUGAAACGUUCCAGAAAGAUCCUUCCCAAAUAUGAUCAUGCUGUAUUUAUGUCAAGUUACAUUUUGAGCAAAAAGAGGAGAAAAGCUGAGGGUUACGCCUACAUUGGCACUAUGUGCGAAGUGGCUUCUGGCAAGUCCGCGUCCAUUGUCCAGGACGAAGGGGAUUUUGUUUCUGCUGGAGUUAUUGCUCACGAAUUGGCUCAUAGUUUAGGAGUUGAUCACGAUGGUGUUGGAAACAACUACGCAUGCCCUGCUGCCAACAACAAUAUCAUGGCACCCCAGACCUCUGACAAUCCUGCGGUGUCGUCCAACAUUUACCACUUCUCCUUAUGUUCCGUGAUGCAACUAAAGACAUUCGUGCAAUCACCGAGAGCGAGUUGCCUCCUUAAUAGUCCAAGGAAGCUUUUAACGUACAACAUGAAACGUGACCCCCCAGGGAAAGUUUUCGAUGCGAAUGAACAAUGUCAGCUCGCUAUUUCAGAGACCUCUCAGUUCUGUGAUACUGGUUCUCGCCUCGAGACGGUGUGUGAGAGACUAUGGUGUACCAGUCCAGGUAACAUGUGUCUUACUUCCAACAGACUCGUAGCCCUUCCUGGUACGACUUGCGGGACAGGAAAGCACUGCGAGAUGGGUAAAUGUGUCGCUCUGAGAAGGACUUUUGUAUCCCCAUUCCAGUCAGUGCGUGUUGAUGCCAGCUCCUUAUACAGAAACACCGAUUGCCCAUUUGAACCCACUCGAUGCCGCUUCAUUGUUAAAGCCUCUCCAAAACUGUGCACCAUGGAACGCUACCAGAAAUACUGCUGCAAGUCAUGCAGCAAAUCGUUAACACAGGACUAACCUCUGAUCGACUAUAAACAUGAUUAACCAACUUAACCUUAAGGUUUGAUGUGAUACGGCUAUUGAAGAGGAGUCGACAUUUGUGUUGGUGAGGCAGUGGGAGGACAAAGACAUUUACAUGGUGCUAGAUAGAUUAAAGAUAAGUUAAGCUUCGGUGCAACAAGAUGAAACGAACACACACCGGAAAUGGUCGAGAAUCACGUUCAAUCACAUAAAGA
Messenger RNA from Mya arenaria, 2013 nucleotides. RefSeq names its product disintegrin and metalloproteinase domain-containing protein 7-like. Gene Ontology annotation, molecular function: metalloendopeptidase activity. NCBI's taxonomy places the organism in Eukaryota, Metazoa, Mollusca, Bivalvia, Myida, Myidae. Bases 26 to 1795 code for a protein of 589 amino acids. The record is from RefSeq and is a predicted model, not a curated record. Gene Ontology annotation, biological process: proteolysis. The transcript is spliced from 13 exons.